CAGACACUAUAUUGUCAACUGUCAUGGUCACACGUGUUUGCAAUUUACAUUUUUUCUGCAAUAUAUUUUAACUUUGUAUAAAAUAAAAGAUUAAAAUGAUAGAAAGCGUGCUAGAUAAUUUUUCGGAAAAGCUUUUUUUAUACUUAACGGGAAAACCGAAAGAUCAAAGAAGCCUUUUAGUGAAGAAACAUAAUGAAAAUUUUUGUACCCAUGGCGAUUAUAGUUUUCCUAAUUCACUGAAAUCUUGGCAUGAAUAUGUGACCUAUGAUCAAGAAGCUGAUCAAGCAACCUUAACAUUACUACAAGCAAUUGGUAAAGAGUGUAAAGACAUAUUAGAGGAAUCUCAAAAGUGGGAAUUGGCUGUGCAGCGAGCAAAAGAGGAGAAAGGGCGAAUUUAUUUGUUUUUAGAUCGACCAAAAACUAUUCGUGCGGGUUUGAUAGAAGGUUUACGGAAUAAUGAAGUGCUAUCACAGAAGUUAAGCGAAAGUGUAUCAGAAGUGCAGUUGGAUCCUUCAUGUGAAAAGGAGUCCGAUCCAACCUCCUUACGUGCGAAAUACGUUUGUAAUGUCGUAAAGAACUUAUGUACGUUGGGUAAAGUGAAUGCGCCUAUAAUGGUCACUGCAAAGUCCUCUACCACAUGUGAGGGAUGCCACAAAGUGCUCUGUGGGACAGUACUUAAUUCUAAAACUGGAGCUAAAGAAGUUACUAUAAGAGCAGAUGAUUUUAUUAGGUUAAGACAAGACGAAAUGACCCUCAUAGCACAACACAAGUAUGGCGUCAGAGUGUCUACAGAUACAAAAUGGAAGGAGUUCAUAGCACAUUUAGGGGAGUCUGCAGUUGCUUUUGAAUUGCUACAGACAAAGCCUAGUAGUGCAGUCAAGAUCAAUUUUGAUUGCUCAGCUGGGUCUAGCAAAGGUGCAUCAUUCAUAUUGUACAAUUGUGCCCGUCUGGAGACUAUAAUAAGGACAUACAAUGACAAAGUUGCUGAUGGGACCUAUCCAGAGUUGCCUCAUUUUGAUGAUGUUGAUUUCUCAUUGUUAGUACAAGAGGAUGAAUGGCACCUCAUAUUCAACUACAUUCUAGGAUUACCAUCUCUACUAAACAAUAGUGUUGAGUUCAACAACCGAGUCUGUGAGUUCCGACCACAUCAAAUCUGCAGCUACCUUUGUUCCAUGGUUAGAAUAUUCAGCCAAUACUAUAGGAAAACCAGAAUACUUGUGGAGCCCAGAAAACAUCUGCUUCCAGUAAUAUUUGCUAGAAUCCAUAUGCUGAAAAUAUUAAAUGAAACACUCAAGACCUGUCUGAACAUUUUAAACAUUAAAAGUGUUUCCCAAAUGUGA
Spodoptera exigua (beet armyworm) is the source of this 1340-nucleotide messenger RNA. The record is from the annotation of a GenBank genome assembly. NCBI's taxonomy places the organism in Eukaryota, Metazoa, Arthropoda, Insecta, Lepidoptera, Noctuidae.